AUGGGCACAUACGGACGAGGUCCGCUCCUACUCGGAGUGACCUGGGCAGAAACGGCCCUGACAUUGGUUCUGUUCGCACUGCGAGCCAGAACCGCCUCCUUCUGUCCCCCGGAAAGCCUUCCAGGCAUCUGCGGCCUACGAUGGGAUUUUGUUUGGGUGGUACUUGCCUUGACCCUCGCCCUAGCAGCACAAUGUACAAUGACCGUCAGCGUCCGAUACGGACUGGGAAUGCAUCAGGACCAACUCUCUAGCUACGAGCUGAUCCAGACCAAUUUCUGGAGCUGGAUCAGUCAGGUACUUGCGAUUCUGGACUUUGCCGUGGCCCGAUGCGCUGUCAUCGCCUUCCUGCUGGCUCUACAGGCUCGCACCCCUCGCCAUCGUCGCGGCAAAUGGGUCCUCCUGCUCGUGGGCGCCGUCCAGCUGGGCAUAAAUGUAGCCGAGAUAGGCAUCAUUUUCCACCAGUGUGAUCCGCCCCAGAAGUUGUGGGAUACGGCGGUGCCAGGGAAAUGUGACUGGAUUGAGAUUUGUUUGCAUAUUGGGUAUUUUCAGGGGGCGGUUGGUGCCGCGGCAGAUAUCUUCCUCGCUUUCUACCCCAUAUACAUCAUCGGGCGACUCCAGCAGAUGAGACGAUCAUUAAAGGUUGGACUAUGUUUACUGAUGAGCGGAGGGACCAUGUCAGUAUCCCUGAUAAUUCAACCAAAAGAUUUGAGCAGCCAAACUAAUAUGUUCAGAGCCGGCAUCGCCGGUAUCAAUAAAACUGUGGCGAUUGCCAACAUCACCGAAACCGCCGACCAGACCUAUGCCAUCGCCCAGCUGAACAUCUGGGUUCUGACCGAAAUGUGGUUCAUUUUGAUCUUCGGCUCCAUCCCCGUACUGCGGCCCUUCUUUGUGCGCUUCUCCCAGAGUAUCAAGGGGUAUUCCAGCUCGCGCAGUGGGCCGCGUCGCACAUGGGCAUCCAGUGAAGGAAUGACGAUAUUCGACGAUAUUGCCACCGUCCAACAACUGGCCCAGGCCGAGGCCAUCGGGGACCGUCAUGCUCACGGUCGACUGUUGAGUGCCAUUCGCCAGCUGCAGUUAACAGCAGAAACUCCGGUUGAGACGACCUCUCGAUUGAACUUUCAGAUCAUGCAGAAUAUCUGCGUCCGAGUCGCCAUCGAGAGACGUUUUCUGCAUGUUAUCGUUGAAGAGGGACCCAUCACAGCGACGGAGAUGGCGCACCGCACAAACACCAAUGAGCUGUUGAUUGUCCGUGUCAUGCGUGUCUUGACAGCCAUUGGCUUUGCCGAUGAAACGGGGCAUCAGACAUACACUCCUAACGAAGUUACUCGGUUUGAGAUUCUUCCGGGUUCAAUUGCUGCAGUGAAACACCAUUUCGAGCCGGAUUUCGGCAUGGGCGCAAAGUUAAUCGACUAUUUUCGCGGUCCCGGAGUCUCCCAAUUCGCUGACGAACCGGACCAAAUCACCCUCUUCCGAUACGCACAUGGCUUCGACAAGAUCUUUGGCAUGCUAGAAGUAAACCCAGAGCAGAAGGACGCUUUUGACGGGUACAUGGCUGCUCGACGACUGGUCCAUCAACCGCAGUGGUUUGAGAUCUACCCAGCUGCAGAAAAGCUACGCAGUGCGCCUCCGGAAGAGCUGGACAAUGCUGCAUCCCCGGAUGUUGCUCUUCUUGUUGAUGUAGGAGGUGGACCGGGUCAGGAGAUGGAGAGAUUCAGACAGCGAUAUCCCGAGAUUCACGGAAGAAUUGUCUUGCAGGAUCUGCCAUUGACGCUGAAUCGGAUCGAGAAGGUCCCGGAGGGGAUCGAACUAAUGGAGCAUGAUUUUUUUACUCCGCAGCCCGUGAAAGGAGCAAGGGCAUACUUCUUCCGUCAAGUUAUCCACAACUGGUCAGAUGCGAAAAGCACGCAGAUCCUGUCUCAUAUCGCUGAUGCCAUGGAUGAAUAUUCAACGCUGCUAAUUGACGAUUACGUUCUUCCUGAUACCGGUGCGGAACUACGUGCUGCAGAAAUGGAUAUUCUAAUGUGGCUGCACACAGCGGGUCUGGAAAGGACAGUGUCGCAGUGGAAGAACCUGUUUCAUACUGCAGGGCUCGAGCUGGUGAAGAUCUGGAAUACAGAUAAGGGGGAGGAGUCGGUGCUGGAAGUUAGAAAGAAGAAACCUAACAUCCGUGCCUAA
Molecule: messenger RNA, 2175 nt
Organism: Aspergillus tanneri
Lineage: Eukaryota; Fungi; Ascomycota; Eurotiomycetes; Eurotiales; Aspergillaceae
Exons: 9
Coding region: 1-2175 (724 amino acids)
Molecular function (GO): O-methyltransferase activity
Source: RefSeq, a predicted model, not a curated record